Molecule: messenger RNA, 264 nt
Organism: Ilex paraguariensis (yerba mate)
Lineage: Eukaryota; Viridiplantae; Streptophyta; Magnoliopsida; Aquifoliales; Aquifoliaceae
Source: the annotation of a GenBank genome assembly
AUGGAGCGAACACUUCUAACAAGGAUUGCGGGUUUGUUUCAGGAACUUGCUAGUUCCGUGAAUUCUAUGGAACCGCGUCUUGAGAUUGGGCGGAUCGUUUUGGAUUGCCGCCUCGUUGCCACUCUCAUAGGCUACUUUGGACUGGUUAUUAGGUUCGCCGCCGACGAAUUUUCGAACAAGGGAGACUUGCUUGUUUCUGUCAAAAAAAAAAACUGGAAUAUCACCCGGGAUCCUUGGGCUGAUUUCAAAGUCAUGCAAAUCUAG